Molecule: messenger RNA, 453 nt
Organism: Triticum turgidum subsp. durum (durum wheat)
Lineage: Eukaryota; Viridiplantae; Streptophyta; Magnoliopsida; Poales; Poaceae
Source: the annotation of a GenBank genome assembly
AUGCAUCCCCACGAAACUCCUCACCAUUACAAUCACUUAGCAAAUCUAGCUAUCUCAUCAUCUCUGCCUGAGCUCACUACCACUACUAUUGCUAGCUCGAUCGAGAUGGCCCGUUCUGCUGUUGCUCAGGUCGUGCUCGUCGCCGUGGUGGCUGCUAUGCUCCUCGCAGUCACGGAGGCGGCUGUAUCGUGCGGUCAGGUGAGCUCUGCCUUGAGCCCCUGCAUCUCCUAUGCACGCGGCAACGGCGCCAGCCCAUCUGCGGCCUGCUGCAGCGGCGUUAGGAGUCUAGCCAGCUCAGCCCGGAGCACCGCUGACAAGCAAGCGGCGUGCAAGUGCAUCAAGAGCGCUGCUGCUGGGCUCAACGCUGGCAAGGCCGCCGGCAUCCCCACAAAGUGCGGCGUUAGCGUCCCUUACGCCAUCAGCUCUUCGGUCGACUGCUCUAAGAUUCGCUGA